CGGUGGGGAAAGGGGAAGGACCAAGUGGAGUGAGAAACUUAAGCCAUUCGGAGCUCUAACUCUCCUCCCGUCGUUAUUAUUAGUUACUUUCGUCGAACUGAUAAUCGGCGAGUUUGUUUCGAGGGUGAUUCGUGGGGACUUUGGACCCACUGAAGCAACCGGCGGCCUUUUUUUUCCCCCUCCAGCUAUUGGUGAACAGGCCGACGAGAAAUCCGACUUCCUGCUUUGCCACAGUCAGGAUGGCAGUCACACCUCGACGUGUCCGCCUGAAGCCCUGGCUGGUCGCACAGGUGGAAAGCGGGCGAUACCCGGGACUGACGUGGAUUGACCGUGAGGCCAUGCGCUUCAGGAUCCCAUGGAAACACGCCACACGGCACACACCCCAACACGAGGAUGAGGAUACCAUCUUUAAGGCAUGGGCUGUGGAGACUGGGAAGUUCCAGGAGGGAGUUGAUGAACCCGAUCCCGCAAAGUGGAAAGCUCAGCUUCGAUGUGCCCUGAACAAAAGCCGAGAAUUCAACCUCAUCUAUGAUGGCACCAAAGAGAUCCCUAUGAAUCCUUGGAAGAUAUAUGAUGUCUGUGACAUCCCCCAGCCCCCCAGCAGCCAAGGCUCUUCAGACGCUGGUCCUUGGACUCCAGGUGAUGAAGAUGGUCUUGAGGAAGAUAUUCCAGAUACACCAGAGUCGCUGCCGCCGUAUCCAUCCAAUGGCACUCCCUCUCCUCAUAUUAUGUGGUCUCCGCUGGGGCCUGACUCAUCCAUGCAGCCUUCAAGUUGUCCCCCUUCAAAUGAGGGCUGGCCCAAAGAGGAGUCUAUUAAAACCUGGCCUAAAGAGGAACCUGUGGAUGUGGAGAUGGAGCAAACAACACACAACAUGCCCACAGUUACUCUGCCUGAUCCAUCUUUGCAGCCCCCUCCCCUGCCUGACACCUUGUUUGCCUCUCCAGAAACGUGGAUCAGUUCUCUUCCAAUGACAGACCUGGAGGUGCAGUUUCAGUACAGAGGGAAGGAGAUGUGUCCUACAGUGACGGUCAGCAACCCGCUUGGUUGCAGGCUGUUCUACGGAGACCUCGGGCCCAUGGUCAAUCAGGAGGAGCUGUUUGGGCCAGUGAACCUGGAACAGCUACGCUUUCCGACCACGGAGCACAUUACCAAUGACAAGCAGAGGGUCUUCACUAACCGCCUUCUGGAUGUGAUGGACAGAGGUCUGAUCCUGGAGGUCAGCGGCCACGAUAUCUACGCAGUCCGUCUCUGCCAGUGCAAAGUGUACUGGUCUGGCCCCUGCGCUCCAAAUCCAACUGCUCCAAAUCUCAUAGAGCGGCAGAGGAAGGUCAAACUCUUUUGUCUUGAGUCUUUUCUCGCUGGUGUGAUAGCUCACCAGCGUAGCCAGUCACCAAACCCUCCUGACUAUGAAAUCAAUCUGUGUUUCGGGGAGGAGUGGCCUGAUGGAAGACCCAGGGAGAGGAAACUUAUAAUUGUUCAGGUCAUUCCAGUGGUGGCCCGAAUGAUAAGCGAGAUGUUUUCUAGCGACAACACGCGAUCGUUCGACAGUGGCAGCGUUCGCCUCCAGAUUUCCAUCCCAGACAUCAAGGAUAACAUAGUGACCCACCUAAAGCAGCUUUACUGCCUGCUACAGACCCACCAGGGUCAAGAAAACUGGGCAUUGCCACCUGGCUCAGCCCUGAACAUCUCCCAGGCUUUGCAGACUUAGUGAAGCAGCCAAACCUGUGAACCGAUCAGCCACAACAUUAAAACCACAUGCCUUAUAAUCAGUGUAAGUCUCUGCUGUGACACUAAAACAGCUCUUGCUCAAUGGGAAAUGGACACUGGACACUGAAUGUGUCCUGGCAGUGCAUUGAGUUCUUUGAGUCCUGUGGGUUGCGGAGUGGGGCGUCCACAGAUGUUUAAACGGAUUGGGAUCUGGGGUGUACAGAUCCUGCAUCAAUUCUGUGGGCUCUUUUAUUGAGUUUCUCAAGUCAUUUUUGAGCACAUUGCAGUGGCCCAUUGCCAGGGUGAUGAUUCUAGGUGGGAGGUAUGUUGUCAAAGUAACAUGAAUUGGCUCAGUGAUUCCCAGCAGAACACUGCAUUGUAGCAAUUAUAUUAUUCAUAUCAGCUGUCAGUGGUUUUAAUGUUGUGCCUCGUUGGUGUUUAUCUGUGUAUUUCACACUACACUUCAUCUGAGCGUUACCUAUUGUAAGCAAAGAACUGCUUACAUGUAAUCAUAUUUAGAAGUGUAGCCAAUACUGUAGGAUUUUUACACUUAUAAUGUUUUGUCUGGUAUAAAUUUGCUGCGAUUAUACUUUUCUCUAUAUGAAAGUUGUGCCUUGAAUACUGCAUUACUCAAUAUGUGCGUAAACCGUAGACUGAUGUGGUGGCUUCACUGGCCAAAGUCCUGCUUGCUGCAAGGGAACAUUUAACAGAGUUAAUAAGUUACAGAUAUUGCACUGUGCCUUAUUUAUCCUAGAAGGGUCCUAGAGUCUGCCAAUCGUGAAACUGGGCAGAAAUAUUUUGAAGCUACAUGUCUAGCAUCUAGAGAUUUGUAGAGUUUUGAACUAAUAGACAAAUAGACAAAUGUGAAUUAAAGUUGGAUUGAUAGAUUUUUUUUUUUUCUUUUCUACAGUUCACGCAUAACUAAGCAGUCCACUGGUGCCCAGCUACUUGAGAUCCCGCACAUGUAUGUGGCCACAGUAACCAAAAAAAGUCUUUUCUUUUGCGAUACUGUAUGUAUGAGUUUCGUGGUCAAUUGGCCCACAGUUUAUCUGGCUUUUGUACUUACUCUUACAGUAGAAGAUGUUUUGCAUUCAUAUCUUUCAUUGUAUUAAACAAUACUGAGUAAUGGGUCUCUUCUGAAAUGGAUGUUGCUGCACUUUGGGUCUGAAUUGUUUUAUGGCUUAUUGAAUGUAACUGUAUUUACCCUGUGAUUGCAUGUUUAUUUUAUCAAUAAAAAUGCAACUGACUGUGUGAGAA
This is a messenger RNA of Archocentrus centrarchus (flier cichlid), 2965 nucleotides long. RefSeq names its product interferon regulatory factor 6 (gene irf6). The record is from RefSeq and is a predicted model, not a curated record. The coding region runs from base 240 to 1709 and encodes 489 amino acids. Gene Ontology annotation, biological process: immune system process; regulation of transcription by RNA polymerase II. NCBI's taxonomy places the organism in Eukaryota, Metazoa, Chordata, Actinopteri, Cichliformes, Cichlidae. Gene Ontology annotation, cellular component: nucleus. Gene Ontology annotation, molecular function: DNA-binding transcription factor activity, RNA polymerase II-specific; protein binding; RNA polymerase II cis-regulatory region sequence-specific DNA binding. The transcript is spliced from 8 exons.